Dreissena polymorpha is the source of this 2411-nucleotide messenger RNA. Its product is annotated as aquaporin-4-like. Gene Ontology annotation, molecular function: water channel activity. NCBI's taxonomy places the organism in Eukaryota, Metazoa, Mollusca, Bivalvia, Myida, Dreissenidae. Gene Ontology annotation, biological process: transmembrane transport. Gene Ontology annotation, cellular component: plasma membrane. The record is from RefSeq and is a predicted model, not a curated record. The transcript has 4 exons. Bases 432 to 1283 code for a protein of 283 amino acids.
UGAAUCAAUGACCGAUGUUUGUGAAAACACGAACACCUUAAAAACUUUGAUCUUUAGUGUAUUACCUUAGUCACCGUAUAACAAUACCGUUGGUAAAAUCUUUACCGGUUUUAGUGAGUAAAUAUUUAAUCGAUCUCGGUUUAUGUAAAACAAAUUUACAGUGGGAUUGAUACACGUCAUAUUUCAUAAAUUGGUGUUUGUUUAAGUUUGUGAUAUACGAAAACGGAAAGAUACUGCUUUUGAAGUAGAUGGUCAUCGUACAUUCGUACUGGAUGGUCUGAAUACCUUUUGAAUGGGACAUUUCUUAUGUCAGAGAAGACAGUGUCUCUCUGCUCAGUAAUCACAAAAGUAAAAAAAAGAAACGGACGAUAUACCUUGUUACCUUAUAGAUCUUAUAUACAUUGUCAGUCAAGUGUAUAGUACUGUGAAGAAUGAAGACAAGUUUGGACGACGUGCGUUCCUUGCUAUUUUGGAAGGCGGUUUUCGCAGAAUUCAUUGGUACUUUCAUACUCGUGCUCGCGGGUAUUGGGUCUACAGUGCAAGGCUGGACAGCGGACCAUAUUGACAUUGUUCAGAUCUCCUUGUCCUUCGGACUCUGUGUCGCUACCAGCGUAUGGAUCAUUGGCCACAUCAGCGGCGGCCACAUUAACCCGGCCGUCACAUGUGCCAUGCUUGUCACAAGGAAAAUAAGUCUCGUCCGAGCAAUACUGUUCGUGGUCGCUCAGAGCUUAGGUGCGAUUUCCGGCGCCGGCAUCCUGAAGGCGGUUACUCCCGCGCUGCAAGUUGGCGGCCUGGGGACCACGACCUUGAAUACAGGGGUUACCGAGGCUCAAGGUCUCGGAAUUGAGCUACUUAUAACCAUGGUGCUGAUACUUACGGUGUUCGCCGCAUGUGACAGCAAAAGGACGGACCUCGCCGGAAGCUUCCCGCUCACCAUUGGCUUUGCCGUGGCCAUCGGUCACCUGUUUGCGGUUGAGUUUACCGGGGCCAGUAUGAAUCCCGCCAGAAGCCUGGGACCGGCCGUUGUCAUGAAUAUCUGGACUAACCACUGGAUCUACUGGGUCGGACCGAUCACGGGAGGGGUUCUGGGAGGGUUGCUUUACGACAACAUCCUUGCUUCCAACGCUUCGCUAAUGAAGGCCAGAACCUGCCUAAUGGGGUCGCAGUUCGAUGACGGGGAAACCCCGGAACGGAAACCCGACUUCAAACGGACACCCGACUUCAAACCACUUAGCACCGAGGAACCGAAGAAGUCCGAUGACGAUGAUAUCCUAAAGUCAUAGCAUGUUUGAUAUACCUGGAUGCGAGUUUUGUAGGUUACCAGUGGUGUAAAAGCAUUUAGGAUGCGUUUAUGUUUAGCAUAGUGUGGUUGACCAUUUUUUGUUAUAUAAAUUUCGUGUGUUUUGUCAAUGGUGUGAAUGUUAUUAACUUAUUGGUCUCCUUUACUGAAAACAGUUUAUUAUAGUUUACGAGCUGUACCCGAGCUAUUAGUUGUGUAUUAACACCCAUACCCAUUUUGUAUUGUUCAUCUUAAGACAAUCUUAUAGUGUUGGCUGCACGAUGAUUAUCAUGUGUUUGUUUCUUGUGGUAUUUUUGGAGGUUUUAUGCAUUGUAUUUAAAUUUUGUUCAUUCGUAUGCAUGUUAUAGGACGGAUAUGUCUUAAGAUAUUUAACAAAUUCAUAUUGAUCAAAUAAUUAUGUGUCAAUUCAAUGUCAUGCAUAGGCCCGUUUUAAUCACGAAUAAGUAAAACCCAUUUGUAUAUAUAAUGGUUAUAGCUUUAUAUUUAUAAUGCAUGAACUAAAAAUGUCGAAUUGUUACGUGUAUUAACAUAAUUAAAACUUUAAACGUUUACAUGUUGUAUUCAGUUGAUCUUAACUGAAUACAACACAAGACUUAGCCACAGAGGGGGUUUCACUCUAAUCAGGGUCAAAGAAACAGGCUUCAGGUACGUCAUCUUCCCAUGUGCCAAUUUUAGUUUAUCGUUUAUCAACCAGUGUGACGCAUAUUUACAAAGUUCAGUCCUUCAAGAUGGCCAUCAACGCCCAUUUUCUGAGAAGCAUCCCUAUUUUAUUUUAGUCCUGUUUUGCACAGAACACGGAUGGCCAUCAAUUGUUGACUUCAAUGUGUUCCUUUUUUACACGGAUUAAAUCAUGUGUUAUAGCUCUUAGCCCAACUAUAGUCUGUUUAAACGAGACUUGCUAUAUUCAGGUUCAUAUCUAUCUUGAAACGAUCUGAUACUGUGAUUUCUUUAUAAAUAUAUCUGAGGUAUAUGUAAGAUUGUGUAUUUAUUCAUAACAUAUCACAUGAGUGUCAUAUUUUGUAUAGGAAGCAUGCCAUGGUUCUUUUAAUCAUAUAAGUUGAUCACCUCUUUUACUUUUUUACAUUAAAUGCACAGUGCUUUAUCAAUUAUC